This is a messenger RNA of Lottia gigantea (owl limpet), 1239 nucleotides long. RefSeq lists its product as hypothetical. The annotation marks the transcript as partial. NCBI's taxonomy places the organism in Eukaryota, Metazoa, Mollusca, Gastropoda, Lottiidae. The record is from RefSeq and is a predicted model, not a curated record. The transcript has 9 exons.
UUGAAGAUUGGAUCAUUGAUAUCUUUAGAUUAUAAAUGGAAUUUAUAUAAUUUAGAAGAAGAUGGAGAGGAAUAUAAUAUAGCUAUUAAAGGAUGUCAUCAAAGAGCUGCAAAUCGUAUUUUAGAUGGUUGUUUAAAAAAUGGUGGUUUAUAUAUCAAAUUAGGACAAGGGCUGGUAUCAAUGAAUCAUAUAUUACCAAGUGAAUAUAUCAAUACAUUAGUACAGUUACAAGAUAAAGCUUUAAAACGAGGUCCGCAUGAGGUAGAGGAACUAUUUUUAGAAGAUUUUGGAAAAUUACCAUUAGAGGUAUUUAAAGAAUUUGAUGCAGUUCCUAUAGCAGCUGCUAGUUUAGCUCAAGUUCAUAAAGCUGUUACAAAGGAGGGAGACAGGGUGGCUGUAAAGGUUCAGUAUAUAGAUUUACGUGAUAGAUUUGCUGGUGAUAUUAAAACUUGUGAAAUACUAUUGAAGAUGGUAGGAUGGGUUCACCCUAAAUUUGGCUUUGCUUGGGUCCUGCAGGACUUGAAGCAUACUUUAGCUCAGGAAUUAGAUUUUGAAAAUGAGGGUCAAAAUGGUGAAAAAUGUGCCAAAGAUUUAAGUCACCUAUCUUAUAUUUAUGUUCCUAAGAUAUACUGGGAUAAAACAACUAAGAGAGUUUUAACGACUCAGUUUAUAGAUGGAUGUAAAAUAAGUGAUAAGCUAUCUAUCAGUAAAAUGGGGCUUUCUUUAAAAGAUGUAAAUUAUAAGUUAGUCAAAUGUUUCUCUGAUCAGAUAUUUCUCUCAGGUUUUGUCCAUGCUGAUCCACAUCCUGGAAAUAUAUUUAUAAGAAAAAAUAAAAGUGGAAAAGCUGAGCUAGUUUUAUUAGAUCAUGGUUUAUAUGAUAAAUUAUCACCAAAACAUCGUCAUGCAUUAAGUAGUUUAUAUAAAGCCAUCGUUUUAAAUGAUGAGAACAAAAUGGAGAAAUUUUCUCAUGAACUUGGUGUUGAAGACUAUGCAAUAUUUAGCGAAAUAAUCAUACAAAGACCAUUAGCCAGGCAAACAUUACGCUUUCAUAAACUUACGCCUGAAGACAUUGAAAACAUGAAAAAAGAAGUUCAAAAUCGUUUUGAUGAAAUAAUGAUAGUGUUACGUGAUAUGCCUAGAAACAUGCUCUUAGUUAUCAGAAAUUUAAACACUAUUCGAGCUAUUAUAAGAGAUCAUGAUAAUAUUAUAGAUAGAUAUGGUAUCAUGGCUAGAAGGUAA